GGAUUUCACUUCACUGUCAUCCACCCGCGUAACUUCGAAACAUCUUGUUUGGGAAAAGCUAGUAGAAAUGGCGGCGAGAGAAAAGUCGUUGAAACACCGACUGAAACAUGUAAAUACCACGUUUGAAGCGUCAAGCAUUGACUCCACAGCCGUCGAAGAAAAGUUGUUUGGCCAAGCGGAGGAGGACGAGGACAGUGACGACGGACCUGUGGUGUUUAUCUGCGGGAAGUGCAAGUUGCCUGUUGGAGAUUCACUGUCCUGGGAUGGAAGUGAAGACGACCAAAACCAAAUAAGACUAAAGAGGGUCACUGACAACGUCUUGAUUGGAAAGGACAACCGCCUGUAUGAAGUGAGCAAGAGCAAACGAUCUCUAUGUCUGGUUUUGGAUCUGUUCUGUCAAGGCUGCCAGUCUGUGCUCGGCAUGGUUUAUGCAUCCACGCCCAAGAACCUGGACCACAAGAGAUUUACGUUCUGUUUUAAUGUAGCAGACAUUGACAGCUAUGUGCUUGGCUCUGCAAGCCAGAUGUUGGCAGCAGAGGGCCCCAAAGAGCAGCCAGUCACACUGGAGUACAGAGGCAUUGUUGAACAACAGCUGACAGAGAUGAAAAUGCUGGUCAUAUCCAUGGCGCACAGGCUGGAGGAGAUCGAAGCCGGCCUUCAGGAGGGAUGUGAUGAGGCAUGACGGUGACGGACAUCAGCUUGUCUGGCAACACUUUCUACCAAGGCGGGAAAGCGGCUGCAUGCUGUACCGCUUGCCCUCCCUCAUCCACGAGGUUUCAUCAGCCUCACAGAACAACAACAGUUAGAAACGGCCAACCAGCAUGCUGUAUCCAAGGGCAGGUUGCGAUGGCAACUGGGAGCACGUGCUAUGCUGAGUGCCUGUUGCCAUCUCGUCAUCGCGUUUCACCGCCAGAGGAACAGCCAGCCAGCUCGCUGGCCGGCAUGCCUGUCAACAGACGUUACCCCCCCUCACUCAUGCUCAGACACAUACACGGGGGAGGAGUCCUGAAUGAACCUCCACCCUAAUCUCUGUGUGAUGUUUUUCUCGCUGCAAACCCCACCCUUGCCCCUUUUUCUCCCUCCCCCUCUUUCUAAAUCUCCCCUCCCUCAACUGCUUGGGAAAAAAAGUCAAAACAACAACAAACAAGCCGCGUGUUUUUUUGUUGUUGUUGUUUCUGGUGGUGGUGUUGGUGGUGGGUGGUGUUGUUGUCUCCAUGCAGCCAACCCAGAGAGUGGAUGAUGCAAGCCGGUCCAGCCAGUAACGGUCCAGACUUGUGCUGUUACGAGCUGUAACAGACUCAUUUCGGAGAAUAUGUCCCUGUUUGUUUUGUUUGUUUUGUUUGAUGUUCCAUUCGGAGUAAUAAAGCUUAAAGGCUAGAAGCCGCAUUUGACGUGAGCGUCACUGUGAACGGCUCACUGAAUGCCCUCUGAACUCAUUUAGCUUUUUUAUAUAUAGACACGGUGUUGCUGGAUGCAUUGCACUACCGAGUGCAAUUAUUGCACCGGUUUCACCCCACUCACCCCUUAAGUCUCAACCAAUCACUGCCAGCCAAACCAAGGCCGACGUAGAAACACAAACACACACACAGGCAACAGUCAGUACAUCUACACACAUCGUACAAGCACUCGGGGACAAAGGAUGAAUAAUGCAGAGGUAGUGUCUGAGUGAAAGCCCUCCCCUCUUUUCCUCCUUUUCACCUUCCCUAAGCAAUAAGGAAGCAAUGUUGCCAUGGAGGCAAUGAAGCCUCAGCACGCCGUCAACCAAUUACAGCCUUCCCUGUGUGAAACAUUGCACCAAUGGCUGCUCGAACUGAUGCUGCUGUUGCCACAGACACUGAAAUCCUAUUGGCUGGGCUCUGCUCUUUGAUUGAAUUUCUGAUCUUGUUUUUGAGAGAGAGAGAAAAUAUCUCAAGGAGUGCCACCUGUGUGCCAACUUACAAAAUAUGUUUGUUUUUUUCCAUGAAAUGAAAAAGAUUACUUUUGGGAUAAGGAAAAUGUUUCUUUUUUUGAGAGUUUAAGAGACCUAAAUGUAGUGCCAUUUGAGGUUUUGUAAUAAAUUGAGGAGGAAAGUGAUUUUCUGGUA
Molecule: messenger RNA, 2083 nt
Organism: Dicentrarchus labrax (European seabass)
Lineage: Eukaryota; Metazoa; Chordata; Actinopteri; Moronidae
Gene: mis18a
Product: MIS18 kinetochore protein A
Exons: 6
Coding region: 68-682 (204 amino acids)
Biological process (GO): chromosome segregation; CENP-A containing chromatin assembly
Cellular component (GO): nucleus; chromosome, centromeric region; chromatin
Source: RefSeq, a predicted model, not a curated record